UAUAUAAAGUACAGAAGGCAGACGUGGAGCCACUGACAGAACAGUGCAAGUGGUAUGCUUUUGCGCUCCUUCGUAAAAGAGGUAACUUGUAUCCAAACUUACGCAGUUGCCACUGUGUCGCUUUUUGGAACUUUUUCCUUGACCAAGGAAUAUUCAAUUUUGUGAAAAGGUUGUUCUUUCUGGACUGAAGAAAUAUCAAGAUGGAUUUAAGAAUAUUUUUCUCCGUGUUGUCAAUUGUGUACUCUGGAAUUGUACAAACAGUUACAUCUGCCCCUAUGGUAAAAGAAACAGCGGUAGCCACCCCAGCCACCCCGGUGCCAGUGCGCCACAUCAGGAACAAGCGAUGCUCCUGCGCAACGUUCCUAGACAAGGAGUGCGUUUACUUCUGUCACCUGGACAUCAUAUGGGUCAACACGCCUGAGCGCGUGGUUUCCUACGGACUGGGCAACGCAUCUAGAAAGAAGCGCGCAAUCAAGGAUCCGGAGGUCUCCCAACAGGACCCUCGAUGUAAGUGCGUCAGCGAAGAUGACGGCACGUGUAUAAGAUUCUGUCAGCUGGAAAAUCACCUCAGAUACGGGACAGCAGCAGUGAUCCGUCCCGCGUCAGACACAGUGAUCCGUCGUGUGCCAGACACCGUGAUCCGGCCUGCGUCAGACACAGUGAUCCGUCCCGUGCCAGACACCGUGAUCCGUCCCGUGCCAGACACCGCGAUCCGUCCUGUGCCAGACACCGUGAUCAGUCGCGUGCCAGACACCGUGAUCCGUCCCACCCUUGCUGAGUAUGCUUGGAGGCGGCAGUGCAAACUCAAGCUGGCAGCCAAAACGUCUAGGAUUCAAAGGGUGAAACACAGAGACCACAAAGCAGUUGGCCCCUCAGCUCUAAGGGCCACAGUGAAAGCUUGCCUGCUGCUGGAGAAGUGGAUGGUGAAACAACGACACAAGCCAAGAGAAGGGAGAUGAGAAGAGAGAUGAGGAGAGAGAUGAGGAUACACAGGCACACCUUGUGGGAGAUGUCCACAUACUCUGUCACACUCACAGAGGGUAGAGAUCCAUCCAUCUCUUUCUAUCCACCUGCCAUUGGGGACUCAUAUGCUGUGGUCCCUGGAGAUGCAUUGGAUUCUCCACAGGAAGCCUGCCACUGGACCCCCAUGUUGGCUCAAUGGUGUGCGUCAUGAAAGGGGAUGAAUGACUGUGCUGGUGGGUGCCGCGUCCAGUCUCUCCACUGAACGUGUCCCUCUUCAUCAGUGAGAUGCAGACGGUCGGAGAUACAAGCAGGAGAAAUCAGAGGAACAGGUGUCAACGUUACUGACACCACAUCCUGAAGACAAGGAUGGACACUUGAUGGUCCUCCCAUGUACUGUCUGUGGACACACCCUUUGGACUUCAACUGCAACCUUCAAACAGAGCUUCAGAUCAUAUCUGAUGACUUGAAUGACUGAAACUUGAAUCUCUACAUUCCUUUGACUGUCACUGGGUUUGAGACACCGGGCUACUUCACACAACGGCGUCAGAAGCACUGUUGCUGCUAGCCUGUCCAAAGCUCUUGUGUCUGCUCUUUUCAAGGAAAUGUUGGAUUCAAAGAAGAUCACAAUCUCAUAGACUUAUUGAAUUGACUCUAUGGCCCGACUCUAUGGCCCGGCUCUAUGGCCCGGCUCUAUGGCCCGGCUCUAUGGCCCGGCUCUAUGGCCCGGCUCUAUGGCCCGGCUCUAUGGCCCGGCUCUAUGGCCCGGCUCUAUGGCCCGGCUCUAUGGCCCGACUCUAUGGCCCGGCUCUAUGGCCCGGCUCUAUGGCCCGGCUCUAUGGCCCGGCUCUAUGGCCCGGCUCUAUGGCCCGGCAUAAGUAACUCAACAGAUUGAUUCCAGGUGUUGUCAUAGUUUGACGGAGGUUUCUCACCUUUGACAGACCUAACCUUUCCAAAUGAUUCAUUAGAACUUGGGAGUUUUCUGCUAAUAUUGAUUUCUGUCUCUGUUUGGCUGAGAUUUCUCUAUACACAUUGUAUAAUAAUGAAUCACUAUAUAUUUAAUACACACUGUAUAAUAAUGAAUCACUAUAUAUUUAAUACACACUGUAUAAUAAUGAAUCACUAUAAAUGUAAUACACAUUGUAUAAGAAUUAAUUAUUAUAUAUUUAUACACAUUGUAUAAUAAUUCAUCACUAUAUAUUUAAUGCACAUUGUUCUGUCCCUAUGUCUUAUUUAUUGCAUUCAUUUAUAGUCAUAUUGGCCCAUGAUAUGAUAAUAUGUUGUAUGUCAUUUCUGUGAAAUCAUUUUGUCGCCAAGAUAGUUUUGGCAAAACUUAGGGAAAUAAAUGG
Messenger RNA from Oncorhynchus nerka (sockeye salmon), 2309 nucleotides. Its product is annotated as endothelin-2-like. Gene Ontology annotation, biological process: regulation of vasoconstriction; regulation of systemic arterial blood pressure by endothelin; intracellular calcium ion homeostasis. Gene Ontology annotation, cellular component: extracellular region. The record is from RefSeq and is a predicted model, not a curated record. Lineage: Eukaryota; Metazoa; Chordata; Actinopteri; Salmoniformes; Salmonidae. Gene Ontology annotation, molecular function: endothelin B receptor binding; hormone activity; endothelin A receptor binding. The coding region runs from base 201 to 959 and encodes 252 amino acids. The transcript is spliced from 5 exons.